AUGAAAUCACUUAUUAAACCACCACCACCUCGUACAUCAUGGGAACUUUUACUCGAUAAUUAUUUAAAAGAUCCUAAUUUUAAAUCAAGUUUAACACCUAAAUUAUCACCAAAUAAUUCUCCGUCAUAUACAAAAUCAACACUUCCUUUACCUCAGCCAAUUUCACCUAGUCCUUUUCAACAAACAUUUAUUCCACCAUCUUAUUAUCAAAAUCCACUGUAUUCAUCUUAUGUUUCACAUCAAGCAAAACCUUGCCUUCCUCCACGUCGUUAUCGAAUGACUCUUGAUGAACUUGUUUAUUUAAUUAGUCAAGUUGGUCGAUCUGAUUUAUAUCGUGAAAUGGUACAAUAUCUUAAAGCACAACAAUUAUCAACAUCAUCAAAUAUAUCAUCUGAAUUUAAUAAUAAACCAUCAAAUAUGAAUGCUAACCCAAAAAGAACAAUAAAAAACUCAUUUUUAUUGAACAAUUUCAAGAAACAAUAUCAUGGUUCUCUUCAAAUUCAAGAUGAAUUAAUUAAAAAAUUGAAUCAAUUAAAAAUCAAUAAAAAAAUCAAAUAA
Molecule: messenger RNA, 558 nt
Organism: Rotaria sp. Silwood1
Lineage: Eukaryota; Metazoa; Rotifera; Eurotatoria; Philodinida; Philodinidae
Source: the annotation of a GenBank genome assembly